Penicillium olsonii is the source of this 1632-nucleotide messenger RNA. Lineage: Eukaryota; Fungi; Ascomycota; Eurotiomycetes; Eurotiales; Aspergillaceae. The record is from the annotation of a GenBank genome assembly.
AUGGAUCUGGAGUCCAACGCACCACCCCUGAAACCGCCACUGACGGAUCAAAAUGUGCAAGAUGCACAGGACCUCGCGGCCCUGGGCCACUCCCAGGCCUUGACGAGGAAAUUCGAUAUGUGGAGUAUGCUGGCGCUAGCAUUCUGUGUGCUCGGAACAUAUUCGACAUUCGCCCAGGAUCUCAGCAGCGGAUUGACGAAUGGCGGUGCCAUCACGAUUCUCUGGGGCCUGGUUCUGGUGACUGGGUGUAACCUCUGCGUUGCCCUUUCCCUGGGCGAGCUGACUAGCAGCAUGCCUACUGCCCUUGGUCAGGCCUACUGGGUCUACCGACUCUGGAAUACACCACUCGGGCGCUUCGUGUCAUACAUGUGUGCGUGGAUCAACACCUUCGGAUGGUGGACCUUGACUGCUUCACAGGUCGCCUUCAUGACGGAGUUCUUGUUGGGCAUGAAGACGAUGUUCAAUCCCGAGUGGGAGGGGGCCGGGAAAGGCUGGCUGAAUUUCGUCGUGUAUAUCGGUGUCGUCUUUGUACUCACUCUCAUCAACGUGGUCAGCUGUCGCAAGGAGAAGAUUCUACCCUGGCUCAACAACUUUGUGGGAGUGUGGUUCUUUGGCUUGUUCAUCGUGUUGUCGCUUGUGUUGCUUAUCUGCGUUGGGGUGAAAAGCGACCUUUCAUUCCAGCCUGCUUCGUUCGCUUUUGGUGCCUGGAAGAAUGAGACCGGCUGGAGUGACGGUGUGGUGUGGUUUACUGGAUUGGUUCAGGCGGCAUAUGGUUUGACUGCCUUCGAUUCAGUUAUCCAUAUGGUGGAGGAAAUUCCCGCACCCAGGAAGAAUGCACCUCGAGUGAUCUGGAUGGCCGUCCUCUUUGGUGCUGUCACCGGCUUCAUAUUCAUGGUCGUUUGUCUAUUCUGCAUCCAGGACGUUGACAAAGUCCUCAACGCUGACCUGCCAUUCAUGGAACUGAUGCUUGAGACGGUGGGCCUGAAAGGUGCCGCCGUAUUGAUCUCGCUCUUCAUUUUCAACGGCCUCGGCCAGGGGAUUAGCGUCUUGACCACAGCCUCCCGCCUAAGCUGGGGAUUCGCUAGAGACGGCGGUGUCCCAUUUGGCCAAUACUUCAGCCACGUCGACCCUGUAUGGCAGGUCCCCGCCCGCGCCCUCUGGGGCCAGGGCGUCAUCAUCGGGAUAGUUGGCAUUCUCUACCUAUUUGCCAACACCGUUCUCGAGGCCAUUCUAAGCGUCAGCACUAUCGCUCUUACUGUCUCCUACGCGAUGCCUAUCUUGGCUCUCCUCGUUACCGGGCGCGACAAGCUACCCCCUGGGCCAUUCCAGCUCGGUCGUAUCGGGCCUUGGUUGAACUGGGUCAGUAUCGUGUACUGCAUCAUCACGACCAUCUUCUUCCUCUUCCCUGGAACGCCAAAUCCCGCGCCGGCUGAUAUGAACUUUGCAAUCGCUGUGUUCGGUGUGAUGCUGGUCAUUGCCUUCGCGUUCUGGUUCAUCCAGGGCAAUCGCACAUAUCUUCAAACUGAAGAUUCGAUCGCUUCUAUGGUCUACGCUCACCAUUUGGAGAUGAACGAGGCUGGACUAGAGCAGCCUGCAGCAACUCCUGUCCCGGUCAAGGUCGAGGGUCAUUGA